GUGGCCUGCUGAGGAAGGGGGAGAGCUUUUGAAUCCUUUAACAAGGUAUACUCCACAGCCCUUCAUGACACAUCUUUCCAUCAUAUCAAAAGGAGCCUAGCUAAGGAACACUGGAAUUGAUGCCAAAAGAGGAAGUCACCAAGAAUGGAAACUGAAAGCCAGAGAGAUCAGACAGACUAGGAUAAGGCCCAGCCAGAAAGCUAAUCUUUCAGAGGAGGCGAGUAACUGCCGUGGGUAUGUCACCAGUACAGAUCUGGGGCUAACACGUGUGUCUGAGGGUGUAAAUGUCAGAAGAGCUGGCACUGAUGGACACAUAGACCCCACAGCGUCAACUGAUCCAUGAGAAGCGGAUCCAUGAUGGCCUCAGUGAGAAACACUAUCUCUUUCUCAGCCUCUCUACAGAAAGCCCACGUGGUUUUGCAUGUGGCUAGGAGUCUGCUUCAGACUUGCACUCUCCUGAUGGUGGCCCCACGGCUGGGGUUAGUGCCAGGACACUUGUGUGUCAGGUUAGUGACCAAGUUGCUUGUGGGGACAGUUCUUCUCCCACACAUCCACUGUCACCUGGGACCGGUCCAUUACUCUUCCUACGAAAUAGUCAUUCCCGAGAGCCUGACAGUCAAGGGAAGCCAAGACCCGGGGGGAAGGACAUCUUAUAUGUUACUUAUACAAGGCCACAAGCAGCUGAUCCACCUGAAGGUAAAGAGAGACUAUUUCGUGGAUGAUUUUCCAGUCUAUUCUUACCACAAUGGCAACGUACGGCAAGAAACACCCUCCAUCGCACGCGACUGUCACUAUGAAGGCUACAUAGAAGGAGCGUCGAGUUCUUUUGUGUCUGUCAGUGCCUGUUCAGGUCUCAGGGGUAUCCUGAUUAAGGAGAACACAUCCUAUGGCAUUGAGCCCAUACUCUCCUCCCAGCGGUUUGAGCAUGUGUUAUACACCAUGGCACGUCAAGCUCCAGUCUCCUGCAGAGCCUCUGCCAAAGACAGCCAGGCGGUGUCCACCAGCUGGCAGCAAGGCAGCAGGAAGCCUCACAGUGUACAGGCACUGUCCUCCUACCUGUGGGUGCACACCAAGUACGUGGAGAUGUUUGUCGUGGUCAACAACCAGCGGUUCCAGAUGUGGGGCAGCGAUGUCAACGAGACAGUGCAGAGAGUGGUGGACAUCAUUGCCCUGGCCAACAUCUUUACUCGAGGAAUAAACACAGAGGUGGUACUGGCUGGGGUGGAGGUCUGGACCGAGGGGGACCUGAUAGAGGUCCCAGUGGACCUGCGAGUUACACUCAGGAACUUCAAUCGCUGGAGACAAGACAAGCUCUUGCCUCGUGUGAGGCACGACGUUGCCCACAUGAUCGUUGGGCAUCACCCUGGAGAGACCUCAGGUCAGGCAUUUCUGAAUGGAGCCUGUUCAAGUGGUUUUGCAGCGGCUGUCGAAGCUUUCCACCACGAAGAUGCCCUCCUGUCUGCAGCGCUCCUGGUGCACGAGCUAGGGCACAACCUGGGUAUUCGGCAUGACCACUCGGCCUGCGUCUGUAGAGAUAAGCACUCCUGUCUCAUGCAGGAAAAUAUCACUGAAGAAAGUGGCUUCAGCAACUGCAGCUCUGACUACUUCUACCAUUUCCUUCAUGAACACAGAGGGGCCUGCCUAUUUAAUAAGCCGUGGCACAAAGCUCGCAGGCGCAGGGCUGCCACGUGUGGAAACGGUGUGGUGGAGGAGUCAGAGCAAUGUGACUGUGGCGUUAACUGUGAUACGAGCGAGUGCUGUGACCAAGCCUGUAAUCUUAAGGGAAACGCGACGUGUAGUAACGAACUCUGCUGUUCUGAUUGCCAAUAUAAAAACUCGGGCUAUUUGUGCCGUCCUUCUGUGGGACCAUGUGACCUCCCUGAGUACUGCACUGGUCAAUCUGGAAAGUGCCCUCUAGACACAUACAAACAAGAUGGUACCCCAUGUAAUGAGGGAUUCUUCUGUGUAAGUAAGGGGUGCACGGACCCUGGUAUUCAAUGCGCAACCUAUUUUGGGCAUGGUGCCAGGUCUGCCCCAGAUGCAUGUUACACUACAUUGAACAGCAUAGGGAAUAUAUUUGGAAACUGUGGUCAAUCAGGUAAUCCGACCACCUAUGUUGGGUGUUCAGGUGAUAGUACAAAGUGUGGGAAACUCAUAUGUACAGGUAUUUCUUCAAUACCUCCAAUCAGAGCUCUAUUUGCAGCGAUCCAGAUCCCUCAUGGAGAUGACUGGUGCUGGAGCAUUAGUAACUUUGGGGAUCCUGCGUCCUCCCCCACAGAAGGAGCUGUGUCAGCAGGCACGUCUUGCGCUUCAGGCAAAGCGUGUGUAAAUGCCCAGUGUUCUACUUUCACACUUGACACUGCUAACUGUAGUGCAGCUGAAAUGUGUAAUGAGAAUGGAAUUUGCAACAAUUUAGGGCACUGCCACUGUGGAGAUGGUUUUGCUCCCCCCAACUGCAAAGAACAAGGAACUGGAGGUAGUAUAGAUAGUGGUCCCCCUCCCCCUUCUAGUACACCUACUGCACCUCCUAAACCAACCCAAACGACAAAAGCAUCAAGUGAAAACUUAGCAUUAAUUGGCCUGAUAAUUUUGGUAAUACUAUUACUACUUCUAGUUAUUUGUGCUAUCUGCCUUGGUAUACCUGCUGAAGAAGCUCCUCCACCACCAGAAGAGGAAGAAGCAGGGGAACUGGAAGAAGAACCAGAACCAGAACCAGAACCGGAGGAGGAGGAAGCAGCAGAGGAGGAAGACUAGAGUGAUAACUGGUGGAAGGGCAAAGCCAAAUAUAUCAAAUUCCUCAAGUGAUUACUAGGAAUGAGAAGCUCAGGGAAGCAAAAGUUCAGUGGGAACUGACAGCUCUAAUGGCUCUAACUAGGACUCUAUACUCUAAAAAGACACCACUGUAAGAGGACCUAUUCCUCCAUGUUUCUCAUCUAAGUAAAUAAAUUCUUGUUUACCUAGCAUAUUAAAAACAACUUUUUGUUUUUCACAUUUAAUUAAAUUCAUUACAUGCAUAUUUGGACAUUAAUGUCCUUGUGCCUUUGGGCUAUUUUUUUCAGUCACCAGCAACUGUUUUUCAGGGCAUGCUAUCUUCCAUGCAAGUUUGUGAUAUGUAGUAGUAUUUGUUCCUGAAUUUAUUACUAUCUAUGAGAUUUUCAUUUCUUAUAACAAUAACAUAUUUUGUAAGGAUAACUGUUCAUGGGACUGACUGUUUCAACUUGGCCUAUUAAGUGUACAUUCAUUGAGUGAGGUUUUAAAUGCAAUAAUAAAACUGUUAUUCAAGUUA
This is a messenger RNA of Cavia porcellus (domestic guinea pig), 3286 nucleotides long. Its product is annotated as PH-30 alpha. Gene Ontology annotation, molecular function: metalloendopeptidase activity. The record is from RefSeq and is marked provisional. Gene Ontology annotation, biological process: male gonad development; binding of sperm to zona pellucida; proteolysis. Gene Ontology annotation, cellular component: plasma membrane; external side of plasma membrane; sperm head plasma membrane. NCBI's taxonomy places the organism in Eukaryota, Metazoa, Chordata, Mammalia, Rodentia, Caviidae.